Molecule: messenger RNA, 2403 nt
Organism: Lytechinus variegatus (green sea urchin)
Lineage: Eukaryota; Metazoa; Echinodermata; Echinoidea; Temnopleuroida; Toxopneustidae
Product: tumor necrosis factor receptor superfamily member 16-like
Exons: 4
Coding region: 90-1316 (408 amino acids)
Biological process (GO): Rho protein signal transduction
Cellular component (GO): plasma membrane; cell surface
Molecular function (GO): coreceptor activity; nerve growth factor binding; death receptor activity
Source: RefSeq, a predicted model, not a curated record
AUAUGGCUAUCACUCUUCUUUGAUUACAGACCACAAUACCCACCGAUACAGAGGAGCCACUGACAUCCAUCUCACCUACAAAGAUACCAAUGAAUGAUACAGUCACACAAACAGACGGAUGCAUGACGGGAGUUUACUCCGCCACCGGUGAAUGUUGCGAAGAGUGUCCGAUUGGCUUCGGCGUUCAUCGGAAAUGUUCGGACCCCAACGCCACCAACACGAUCUGUACAGUCUGUGAACCAGGCAUAACGUUCUCUUCCGUCACAAGUCACGUGAUACCGUGUCAACCCUGCACAAGAUGUAGCCACAAUGAGGUGAUGACGUCAGCAUGCAGCAUCAUGCAAGACACGGUGUGCGAAUGUGCGCCGAACUACUUCCGAACGGAUCCACAGACCGAUGACUCGGCACCUGGCCCCACAUCGGCAUGCAGCCAGUGUAUGUUUUGUCCUCCUGGGUUCGGCGCGGCAGUUCCUUGUUCACCUCGACAAAGCUCUCAGUGUCAAAUAUGUGCGAAUGGGACCUAUUCGGAUAUCGUCAGCUCGACAGAAGGGUGUAGGAAGUGUUCUGUCUGCAACGAAGGCAGCAUCGUACUUAAGCGUUGUACUGAUAUAUCAGACACCGUCUGUUCAGAUACCUACAUACCUUCAAUCACCGACAGACCACAGAAUGAUAAAAUGACGACGACGACAUGGAUACCGAAAUCUAACACGAAAUCGUCAGGAUUCAGCGUCGUACCCAUCUUCUGUACUCUUCUCGGACUCGUCAUCUUCGGUUUGCUUGCUUACGUCAUCUUCAAGAAAUGGUCGUUUAAGAAGAUGAAGCUGAGACAGACUCAGAAAAUGACAAGGUCCAGUUCUUGUCAUACUGAUAUCGAAGGAAACACAAUCUCCAUUCUAUCUCUAAAGAAUGGUCAAAACUAUACAUCUCGGGACUCGGCAUUAGAUAGGUCAGGUAUUGGCAGCAUCUGCAGACAACCGCUCAUGGCAGUUCCAAGUGCGAUGCCAUAUCAGCAGUUACCCUCUGAUAAACGUCACGAGGUCGAACGCUCUCUGUCAGUCUCUAGAAUGGACGGUCGUGAUUGGCGAGGUUUGGCCCGGGAACUAGGAUUUUCAGAUCUAGACAUCGUUCACAUCGCCCAAACAUGUACAGUAUCAACCCCACCAGCCAGGGCCUUGUUUAUUGCCUGGCAUAGCAGAGAUACCAAACGCGCAACCGUUGGAACGAUUGUGGAAGCGCUCAGGAGAAUACGACGAAAUGACGUUGCCGAUUUAAUACCCGUUUUCACUUAUAGCGCUUACCACUUUCCAGGUUCAUGAUGUCUGCUACAAAAUUUUAUUAAUGUGGAAAGGACUUAUUGUAAACAUUUUCAUUUUUUGUAUAUAUAGGUUGCAGAUGGGGUUAUUUGUACUCCAAGUAAAUGUUGAGUUGAUAUGAGGCCUCUGUAUAGGUCUACUUGCCAGAAAUAUAAAUUUAUAUUCACGAACGAGGCACCCAGCACUGUUUAUCAAGAUGAUUUCAUGAUAUUUCUUUCUUGAAAAACCCUAUUCAUUUAUCCUCGUAUAAAGUUAAUGAUCUACGAUUCUUGGAGUCAAGCUUUCAGGUUGUUAUACCUGACAGGCCUCUGCCAAACUUUGAAAUAAUUAAAUUUAAAAGGGAGUUUCACUCCUCGACGUACAGAAGAUUGAAGAACAAAGAAAAUGUAUUUUACAGUGCCCUUCAGUAAAAGAGCAACCAAAAAGCCUUUGUCGAAAAUCGGUUAAUCUAAACAGCAGUUUCGUCCUUGACUCUCUUCACAAACGACAUUUGUAAUUUUUUGUCCGCUCCGAAUCUUAUAGGACGAAACUGCUUCCAGAUUACCAAUUUCCGACAAAGACCUUGUUUUUUUUUGUCAUUUGACGGGCAUUUCAAAUCUUUUACUGUAUUCUUGAACCCUCCGUGCUGCCUAAUAACCUUUGAUUAAAACGUGUCAAUAAAAGAUGAAUAUUUGUUGAAAUAUAAAUUUUACACUCAGAAUGCCCUGCUGUAGAAGUUAAACGGGCAGCUGAGCAGAGAAAUGUUCAUUGAAUGGUGUUUGAUCAUGGACGGAAGCUCAUAAACGGGCAUUCCUUUUGCAUGCGGAUGCUUCUGAUCUCCAACGAUAAAAUUAUUCUAAACAUGCUGAUGUUUCGUCAAUCCUUUAGUUUUAGCUACUGUUUUCGGGAUGAAUCAGCGUUGUGCUUAAAAGGAUAACAUGGUCAUGUAAACGAAGGCUCAUACGCGAAUAAAGGAGCAUGGAAAUUCUCCAUAUUUAGUUUCUCAUGGUAUCAUUCAGACAUAUUAACAUACAUUCAGGUGGGUGUUUCGUGAAACUGUUAAAGUUACGCACGACUGGAACAUGUUCUUAGGUCAUAAAUCAAUUACAUA